AAGUCAGGUACCGAACCUUAAACUUUUCCUUCUUUCUGGCUUGCGACUGGCUUGCGACAGCUACCUACCUCUUAAUAUUAUACUAUACCCAAUCUUUUUUUUUCUCUUAGGUCACACAUACAUGCAUGCGCGUGCAUGUAUGUGUAUAUCUACGAUACCUUGACUCUAGAUAUCUCGGUAAAUAAGCCAAUUGGCCCCUUGUUCAUUCACAAUGCCUCCCAGACCGCGAGCGAAGCCAACUUAUACUCUCCGCCUCCUAUCGUCAGGGAUCUGCCGACAACCAGCGCCUCGAAUAAAAGAGCCCCCCUUCAGCAGCAAGUUCUCCAGUCUCACUUAUAAUCAGGACACUGCGAAGUCGGAUCUAACGUCGUACCCGUCCAAGAGAUGGCUGUCGGAGCUCAAAGCGCGGAUCGGAAAGUGCAUCACGUUCGGCUGCAACCGCGAGCAGGCCCAGUUCGCCGCCGUCCUUCUGCGCGCUCUUACCACGGAAUGGCGCGAGUUAGUGGCUGGUGCCCAGGGGUACCUGACGGGCGGGGGCAGGGGCCUCGAGAACCAGCAGGUCGUAUGGGGGGAGAUAGAUAGCUUCGGCCACGUGAAUAACGCCAAUUAUAUCCAGUACGCCCAAUCCGCGCGCGUCAACUGGAUUACACACUUCGCGACUGUGGACCUGGAGAACAGGGAGAGAUGGAGGGAACUUAUGAUCCCGAAGGAGACCGGGUUGAUUUUGAAGUCGAUCAAGGCUCGGUAUAAAUUCCCCAUGACCUACCCGGACUCCAUCUCCGCCUACCACAAGCUGCGAUUCCAGCCCUCCGAAACGGACGGGUCCCUCGUUCUUGACUGCAUCAUCCUGUCGCACCGACACCAGCGCGUGGCCGCGACCACGGAGGAGGACGUCGUGUUCUACGACUACGCCAUCGCGAAGAGGACCAAUAUCCCGUCCUUUGCGCUCAACAAGCUCAGAGACGUGUGGAGGAAACAAGGGGAGGAGAUGUACAGAGCUAGGGCGCGGAUAGCGGAGCUCGUGAGGUCGGUCGAAGGGCUCGAGAAAGGGACUUGGGAUAGGAAGGAUGCGGUUGAGGAUCUUGGCGGCGCGGGAACGAACGAGUUUAAGAGGGAUGCCGUUACGACAGAGUACCCCCGGGCACCACUGAGAACCAAGAGAGAUGAACUCCUCAUACAGAGCAUCAAGAGACAUGAGGACUGGGCACAGAGCUGGGCACAGAGCUUCGCACAGAGAGUCGCACAGACCAAGCAAGACGACGUCAAAAAAGAGGAGGUCAAGCUAGAGGAGGUCAAGCAAGAGGAGGCCAAGACGAAGGAAUUCAGGAAAGAUAAUUCGUUUACCAACGCGCUUGGUAGGGGAAUACGCUCGUUAUUUUAACUUCUCUCUGGGGAGGAAAGGUCAACGGAUAAGGAUAUAGGACAGGCGAGUGGCAGGUAAUGGCGUUGUUUGUACAACCCCGUGGAAAACUCUUCACUGGGGGUCUUGGGAAGCCACUGGGUAGCUAGCAGCAUGGGCGAUCUUAGAAAGUUCUGGCAUCUUUCCCGCCUUCCCAUACUAUGAUAUCGGUGUAGUAUAUCAAGAAAAAAAUAUAUCAGUUCCGCUAGGUAUGCUUGAAGGGUAUUUAUCCUUGUGGUUUAAAAACGAGGCACGAUAGGCUUCGGAUCAGGUUGUAUGGGCGCGAAAUAUCACAAGAUAACAGAACCAUACACCACGAAAACAACCUCGCUAUUUCACUAGGAACUCCAACUUGAAAACCUAGGUCAUAGGAGCCCGUAGCUGUACAUACUGAAG
Daldinia caldariorum is the source of this 1795-nucleotide messenger RNA. Its product is annotated as thioesterase-like superfamily-domain-containing protein. Gene Ontology annotation, molecular function: fatty acyl-CoA hydrolase activity. NCBI's taxonomy places the organism in Eukaryota, Fungi, Ascomycota, Sordariomycetes, Xylariales, Hypoxylaceae. Bases 212 to 1381 code for a protein of 389 amino acids. The record is from RefSeq and is a predicted model, not a curated record. The transcript has 3 exons.